AUGAUCAACUGUCCGAGUUGUUCUAUCACUAGCAUUCAAGGUCGUAUUGCUGCACUCCAAGAGUCUGAGAAUAACCUAAAGGCAUCAGUUGCGAACAAGACGGAAGCGUGUAAUUCAUUACAGAUACUUGUUGAAGAGGGUGGUAAGAUGAAAAACGACUUGUUCAGGUUUUGUAAUAGUCGGCAUCUCUCUGAAGUGAGUAUACUAAAUGAUAUGCGUUCCAUGGAGUUUAUCAAACGGAGGUAUGGCGAUUUAUCCAAGCUGAAUUCCCAGUCGCUGGAUCAUAAGUUUGGGCAAUCUACUGGAGAAAACUUGCCUGAUCAAAGACUUUUGAUGACCUGGAAGAAAGAGGUUGAAGAAUUAAAAGAGAGAAAGGAAGUCUUAUCUAACCAUAUAAACAGAUAUAUGGGAAUUUCGACUGACACUAAGUUAGCUAAAAGUCAGUUGGGAGGUGCACUUACUCGGAUGAGAUCAAUGGACUCGUAUCUCGUCAGAACUUUAGGGGUCAAUGCAUGGAAUAAAAGGUGA
Messenger RNA from Heterobilharzia americana, 528 nucleotides. NCBI's taxonomy places the organism in Eukaryota, Metazoa, Platyhelminthes, Trematoda, Strigeidida, Schistosomatidae. The record is from the annotation of a GenBank genome assembly.